Caenorhabditis sp. 36 PRJEB53466 is the source of this 1261-nucleotide messenger RNA. The record is from the annotation of a GenBank genome assembly. Lineage: Eukaryota; Metazoa; Nematoda; Chromadorea; Rhabditida; Rhabditidae.
AUGACAAUUAACCCACCAGAACAGUCAAGUAAGUGAAAUUCAUUAAAUUUUUGCAAAAGCAAGUGAAUUUUGCAGGAAAUCCGCUCGAAGAGCUGCCACUAACCCCGCGCCCGGAGGGAAAAGUGCAAUUUUUGAGUCCCGACACGGUCAAAUACACUUCGCCGCCGAGAAUUGAGGUGCCAAGGCAGCCGAUCAGACCGGACAGACCAGUGUAAGCAGAGAAAAACCAGAUUAUCUGAAAAAUUUCAGAAAAAAUUGUGGUCCAACCCUCAUAAAUAUUGCAUAAGGCGUCCAAAAACUCGCAAAAUCAAAAAAAUUUCUUUGGAACUUUGAAAAAAGUCAGAAAUUCUUCAAAAAAAUUGCAGUGCUCCAGCGCCGACGUACUCCUCGCCACCAAUGGAAUCGGCGCCUCCGUCCUACUAUUCGACCGUCAAUUCGCCGCCUUUGCAAGCCUAUCCGCAGGCUCCGCUACCUUCUUCUUCGGCUUUCGCUCCUCAAAUGGUCCAAAUGGCACCGCCGUCGAUGGUCUACAUGCCACAGAUUCCGCAGAUGAUGUCGUCGCCGCUUCUGAUGCAGGCUCCGCCCACUUUGGUUAAUUUGGCCCACGUGGCCCCGCAGCAACAGACUUCUCCGAGUUAGUAACGCAGCGGAAAUGGGAUUCUGUUUGAAUUUGAAUAAUAAAUUGACAAAAUCUGUAAGUCAAUGUACCAAUUCAGAAGUUUUCCUGAAUUUUUGAGCCUUUCCUCGCUGUUCUCAAAAUUUUCCUCCCCAGCAUGGCGUAACAAUUGGUUACUGAAAAUUUUCACAAAAUUGACUGUCAAAUUAAAUUUUGAAACUGAUUUUUAUAUUAAAAAAAAAGUAUAUUUACAGCGAUCACUCUGAACAUCAAUCAAUCGCCGCAAAGUGUGACAAGCUUGGGAGGGUCCGGCGGCGGAGGGGCUCUUAUUUGUCCGAAAUGCCGCAAAGGAAUUAUAACGAGAAAACAGGACAGAUUCAGAAAGGUUUUCUAAAAAAACUCCUUUCAUUAUUGCGGUCUUUGCACCGUUGUCAACAAGCCUCGCGCAAAACUGAUAAAUCGGUAUUUCUUAAUUUCCAGCGUCUGCUGAUGUGCCUGGCGAUCGGCUGCUGCCCCGUGACGUGUUGUCUUCCGCUUCUGUGUCUCUUCCGGAAUUACGUGGACACUUGUGCGUGUUGCGGAAAAAAUUACGGUCAUCGCGGACGGAAGAACCACAAAAAGAAUGUGAACGCUGUCAAAUUGUAG